AUGUCUUCCUCUCCCCAACUGCUCGAUGUUCUGCUUGUCGGGUAUGGCGCUGUGGGGGUAAUGUACACAUACUUCCUGGAGAACUCUGGACGAGCGCGUGUUACUGCAGUGGCCCGUGGAAAUUACGCUCUUGUCAAGGAAAGAGGAAUCAACAUCGAAAGUGGGAGACUAGGGAACCACCCCGGAUGGAAACCCUUCAGAACAUUCAACUCUGUUGCAGAGGCUGUGGACAGGCGCUAUCACUAUGUUGUGGUAACCACCAAGGCCUUACCAGAUGUCUUGCCUACGUCGAUGUUGCUUGCUCCAUUACUCAGCCUCGAAUACAUGUUCCCGCAACCGACAUAUGUUUUGGCACAGAAUGGGCUCGGGGUUGAAGAAGAUCUAUAUGCUGCUUCGAAGGCUCGCUUUGCGCAGGAGCCUGUUAUUAUCACUGGAGCUGUGUUCCUUGACGCCAGCCUCACAGAUUCGCGAGAUGGUCUCGUACAGGGGACAAUGGAAAAGCUCCUCGCAGGGCUGUACAGAGGAGAUGAGAGUCCGGCACCUACCCCGGAAAUGACAGCGUCCCUCCAGGCAUAUGUGGAUAUCAUGAAGGCCGGAGGCAGUAAUGCUUCUGUUGCAGAGAAUAUACAGUGCGAGAAAUUCAUGAAAAAUCGUUGGAAUGCUGUUGUGGCGAGCUUAUGUACGCUGGCUCGUUCGCCGCCACCAGCCAUGUCCGUCACACCUCGACUGGAGGAGAUUGUUGAAGGGCCGCUUCACGCCACAUUGCAAGAACUAACCGCGCUUGGACAAGCACUGGGUUACCCGAUCACUGGAGAAGAUGCCCAGUUUUUGACGAACCGCACUUUGCGCGGGUUCAGUAAGACGUCCCCUCAUCUGCCUAGUAUGCUGGUAGAUGUGCAAAGAGGAUCACCCUUGGAGGUUGAGGUCAUAAUUGGCACACUUGUACGAUGGGGAAAGAAGCAUGAUGUAGCUAUGCCAAGGCCAGUUCAACUUAAGCCAACACACGACUUUGCCAAAGUCUAA
Dacryopinax primogenitus is the source of this 1023-nucleotide messenger RNA. Its product is annotated as 6-phosphogluconate dehydrogenase C-terminal domain-like protein. The transcript is spliced from 7 exons. Lineage: Eukaryota; Fungi; Basidiomycota; Dacrymycetes; Dacrymycetales; Dacrymycetaceae. Bases 1 to 1023 code for a protein of 340 amino acids. The record is from RefSeq and is a predicted model, not a curated record. Gene Ontology annotation, cellular component: cytoplasm. Gene Ontology annotation, molecular function: oxidoreductase activity.